This is a messenger RNA of Oreochromis niloticus (Nile tilapia), 2278 nucleotides long. RefSeq names its product actin cytoskeleton-regulatory complex protein pan1. Gene Ontology annotation, biological process: protein desumoylation; proteolysis. The transcript has 11 exons. Gene Ontology annotation, cellular component: nucleus. Lineage: Eukaryota; Metazoa; Chordata; Actinopteri; Cichliformes; Cichlidae. The record is from RefSeq and is a predicted model, not a curated record. The coding region runs from base 55 to 2094 and encodes 679 amino acids. Gene Ontology annotation, molecular function: nucleic acid binding; deSUMOylase activity.
AAAAGAAGCCUCUGCUCCCCCUAUCACCCACAAACAAAUGGGCUGGUGGAGAAAAUGAAUGGCACCAUCCAGAGAGCCCUGUGUAAAGUCGUUGGCGACCAACCAGAAAUGUGGGAUGAGUAUCUGGAUGCUGUAAUGUUUGGACUCAGAACUAAAAAACAAGUGACCACCAAAUACUCACCUUAUUACCUAAUGUUUGGCAGAGAGGCUCGCUAUCCUUCCGAAAUCCCAGAAGAGUUCAUGGUUGAUGAGAGUGUGGAAGACAUUGUGGGGCAGGAGGAGCUGUCGGAAGACAUUCAAAAGCAUCAAAAGCUGUUGGAACUGGUGAAGGACAAUGUGGUCAAAGCUCAGGAAAAAACAAAGGGCAAAAUAAAAAUGAUGACGAGAGAUGUCGUCUUCAAAGUUGGUGACAAAGUUUUAAGAGCUAACAUAAGAAGUCAGCAGAGGAAAGGGGGAAAACUUGAAGCAAACUUUUUAGGCCCUUACAUUAUUACAGCAAUCCAAGGUAAAAGUGCAGAUCUUCAGGAUUCCAAUGGGACAAUCAUUCCAAAAGUAAAUAUUGACCAACUAAAGUUAAGCAAAGACAGCAUGCCAAGAGUGCCACACCGGGGUUCAAAGAAAACAGCAGCCACAUUACCAACAGCACAACCAGGUCCAGCAGCACCACAAGCUGCAGCAGCACCAGCAUCUGCUCUAGCUUCACAGGCUACAGCAGCACCAGUGGCGGUAGCACCACCACCACCUCCUCCUAGAGCUACACAGCCUACAGCACCAAUGGCAUCACUUACAUCACUAUCGGUUCAAACACAACAUCCAUCUCCAGUUCCACAAGGUAUAGCAAUAACGGUAUCAGAUCCAGAGUCAGGAGCAACAGCACAGAAAGAGAACGAACCAGCCACAAGUGCUACAGCACCAGAAUAUGCUACAGCUGUACAAACCGAAUCCCAAACAGCAGCAGACCCAGCCUCAAAGACCAUAACAGCAGACCAGGCCUCACAAACCACAACAGCAGACCAGGCCUCACAAACCACAACAGCAGACCCAGCCUCACAAACCACAACAGCAGACCAGGCCUCACAAACCACAACGGCAGCAGACCCAGCAUCACAGACCACAACGGCAGCAGACCCAUCCUCACAGACCACAGCUCCAAAUGCUACAACCACACAAGCCUCAGCUCCACAGAUUACAGCCCAGCAAUCUACAGCACAAACCAUGGAAGCAACAGUUCCACUUGUGACACCAGCCCCAGCAACAGCCACACAAGCUAGCCCUGCACCACCUCCAGCAUCACCCUCUCAGAGAUACACUGAACCUGUUGCAGAGAAAUAUAUAAUGGAUGCCUGGGCUGGAAAGAGUCCUCACGUUCUACUCUCCAAAAUUGGUGCUUACAAAUUAUUCUACUGGGAUAUCCAACAAAUUGGUCCGGACAUGGAGUUGGAAAGUGAGUCUAUUAAUGCAUAUCUUGCGAUCAUGGUGAGACAAUGCAAUCGCCAUAAUUCAGCCAAAGCAGCAUUCAUUGAUUCAUUUUCAAUGACUGCCAUUUGGAAGAGAAAAGCUCCAAGACUCAAGAUCAAACCCAUGGAGCAUGAAGUGAUUCUGGGAAUUGUAAAUGAACAUCAUCACUGGACAUUAGUGGUCAUUUACCCACAAGAAAAGAAGUCGCUGUAUCUUGAUCCACUCGGAGAAACUAAACAAGGUAUCCAAAAUUGUUUGGAAUCAACAAGGGCAUUCAUGCGAAAAAAAGGAUGCAACGUCUCAAGAUGGACUUGUGACACAGUCAAACACCCAAAACAAUUGGACGCUACCUCAUGUGGAGUCUUUGCAUUGAAAUUUGCUGAAAAGAUCUUGCAAAAAGAGUCAAUAGACUUUCCGUCUACAAAAAAGGCCAUAAACACACACAGGCUGCAAAUUGCCACCACUCUCCUCCUAGAGACAGAUGACUUGACAAACAUCUGUCUUUUCUGCGGCGAAGAAGAGCAUGAAACUGACAACAAAUGGAUUCAGUGUGAGAUGUGUUUGCGGUGGUUCCACCAGCUCUGCGUGAAAAGCCCACCACCAGAAGACGUGUUUAUUUGUUUCGCUUGUACAUAGUUGACACUAAAGGUGCACAGCUAGUGUUCUUAUGGCACACAUUGUUGAGAACACACAUAUCGACAUAUAUAUAUAUGUAGAUGUUAAAUUAAGAAGUCUAAAAAAAGAAAAUGGUCUCCAAAGUUACUGUAGUUAUUAGUUAUACUGUGAUUUAUUUUGCAAAUAAACUCUUUCGUGAUAGCAA